This is a messenger RNA of Phalaenopsis equestris, 1578 nucleotides long. RefSeq names its product SNF1-related protein kinase regulatory subunit gamma-1. The transcript has 6 exons. NCBI's taxonomy places the organism in Eukaryota, Viridiplantae, Streptophyta, Magnoliopsida, Asparagales, Orchidaceae. The record is from RefSeq and is a predicted model, not a curated record. The coding region runs from base 165 to 1352 and encodes 395 amino acids.
GCACGUUUCAAGAGACUGCUUAGUCAUCAUUUUCCUGGUCAAUCGUUGUCUUUCAGGGAUAACAAUCAGAGUGUACGUUUCUGGUCUCACUCUCACUGGAGUCGGAAGUCUAGAGCAAGAGAUACAAAGAGAUAACUACGACGGCAAGUAGCAAGUGAUCGGUGAUGGAUAGUCCAAGGACGCCUCGUGGGUUGUCGAGCCCGGAGGCGAAGAUCGGGCUUCGGGUGGAGGAUCUUUGGUAUGUGCAGGAACCGAUGCUCAGCCCAUCGGAGAAGCUCAACUCCUGCUUCGAGAGCAUACCUGUAUCCUCCUUUCCUUCCGCUCCUGCUUCUCUAGAAAUUGAGAUACCUUCAGAUGCAAGUUUGUCUGAUGCAGUGGAUACUUUAUCCAAAAACAAGAUCCUCAGUGCACCUGUUCGGAAUGUAGAUGCACCAGAAGAUGCCAGUUGGAUUGAUCGUUACAUUGGCGUUCUAGAGUUUGCUGGAAUUGCUGUGUGGCUUCUACAUCAGACAGAUGUAGCAGCAUCUCAUGGGAAUGACUUUGGAGCCAAUUCUUCAACAGAAGGAAGCUUUUUUGAAUAUCUGACUUCUUCACACUUCUAUAGGAAUACGAAGGUUCAGGACAUUUCAGGGUCAUUCCGCUGGGCUCCUUUUCUAGCGUUACAGAAAGAAGACUCAUUUCUUACCAUGCUUUUGCUACUAUCAAAAUAUAGGAUGAAGAGUCUUCCUGUUGUUGAUCUGGGUGAAGGAAAAAUUGAAAACAUCAUCACACAGUCUGCUGUUGUUCAUAUGCUGGCAGAAUGUGUUGAUCUUCACUGGUUCAAGAACUGGGGAAAUAAGAAACUCUUUGAACUUGGUCUUCCUAUCAUUGAACCAGAAAAAGUGGUUAAGGCCUUCGAGGAGGAACCAGUCCUCAGUGCCUUCCAAUUGAUGAGGAAAAGGAGAAUUGGUGGACUCCCUAUCGUUGAUGAAAGUGGUCAUAAAGUGCUAGGCAAUAUAAGCAUAAGAGAUAUACAAUACCUUCUAACUGCUCCAGAAAUAUACAAAAACUUGAGAUCCAUCACAGCCAAGAACUUCCUUGCAGCAGUCAGAAAUUACUUGCAGGAGCGUGAAGAGGCCUCACCUCUACUUCAUAGCGUUAUCACCUGCAAAAGAACAGACUUACUAGAAGACAUCAUAUUGAAGUUGGAUUCUGAGAAGAUACACAGAAUAUACGUAGUCGACGAGGAUGAAAAUUUGGAGAGUGUUAUUACACUAAGAGACAUUAUCUCCAAAUUGGUACACGAGCCGCAUGGUUACUUCGGAGAUUUCUUUGAUGUUGUGGUUCCACUACCCGCGAACAGUCGGGUUUAAACUGAUGUAGCUUUGGCUUGUGCUUAUUCUGCCCUCCUGCUGCUGUUAAAAGGUUGCUACUAGGCUCUCUUUUUUUUAGUGAUUUUUUAUGCUCACCAUCUUUUUCUGGCGUCUGGUUUGUAAAUUCCUGUGCCCUGCAAUCUUGGGUUGUCUUUUUCUGAUAGUCUUAGUGGAUGACUAAAUACUGUCUACUUGAAAGGAAAGGAUUUUGCUUUCUUUUGACUCA